UCCAAAUGCACAACCAUAAAGUAAUACACAACCGUACGAAGAGUUUGGGAUGCAACGACAUUGUGACCUGAUACAGCUAGCACCUGUAUCUUUAGCAACAAGAACGAAUCGUCCAUCCUGUUGAAAGUAAUUAUUUGGAUACUAUCGUCAACUGUGAAUAUCAGAAACCAGAAGCUCAUCAAGCAUUAUGUCUGGGACUGCACUGUAUGUGUCUUUGCUGUGCUUUCUUUACGUCUGCUCAGCCUGUUACAUCUCUAACUGCCCAGUAGGUGGCAAAAGAUCCCUGAUUGAUGCACCAGCUCGCAAGUGUGUGACUUGUGGUCCUAGGGACAGGGGCCACUGCUUUGGGCCCAAUAUUUGCUGUGCAGCAGGUUUAGGCUGCUCUGUGGGCUCUCCUGAAGCAGCGAGCUGCAUGGAGGAGAACUACAUUCCCACUCCAUGUGAGAAUGGAGGUAGAGCAUGUGGAUCUGAGGGUGGACACUGUGCUGCUCCAGGUGUCUGCUGUAACUCAGAGGGCUGCAGCACUGAUUUGUUGUGUCUGGCUGAUGAUGAAUCUGAUCCAGAGAGCAGUGAUGGUCCCGGUGGAGAUCUUUUCAUGAAGCUGCUACAUCUGACCAGGCAACAUUUUGUCAACAAAAAGCACCAAUGAGCCUCUGUUGAACUAGCAAUGUAUUUCCUCAACUUUUUUUGAUUACUUGAAUUCUUUACCAUCUCCUAUACACUAUACUGCACUCUAACACUGUAAUUAGAAAUGUAAUUAGGUAAUUAUUUAUGGAUGAACAUGUA
Messenger RNA from Silurus meridionalis, 786 nucleotides. Its product is annotated as oxytocin-neurophysin 1-like. Gene Ontology annotation, cellular component: extracellular region; secretory granule. Gene Ontology annotation, molecular function: neurohypophyseal hormone activity. The record is from RefSeq and is a predicted model, not a curated record. The transcript is spliced from 5 exons. NCBI's taxonomy places the organism in Eukaryota, Metazoa, Chordata, Actinopteri, Siluriformes, Siluridae. The coding region runs from base 188 to 649 and encodes 153 amino acids.